Molecule: messenger RNA, 1972 nt
Organism: Sesamum indicum (sesame)
Lineage: Eukaryota; Viridiplantae; Streptophyta; Magnoliopsida; Lamiales; Pedaliaceae
Product: mitochondrial carrier protein CoAc1
Biological process (GO): transmembrane transport
Source: RefSeq, a predicted model, not a curated record
UUUCUCUUGUUUAGCCGGUUUCUAAGGACCAGAUCUCCAAGGCCGUGUCUCUUUCACCCUUCUUUUCUCUAGCUUUUUGCUGAAAAAGAGAAACCUUCUGUCAAAUAAAGCAGGCGAUACCUUCCAAGAAACGAGGAAAUAGAAAUAUAUUUUCAAGAAAAGCCUCCCUUCUCACCCCUUUGAAGUUGAGACCGGAGAGGCUUUUCUUGAGUUUAAGACCCAGAACAGUUUUAUCAAAAAAAGAAAACGCACAGAAUAGUUAAUUUCACAGAGGGUUACAGGUUGGGUUUUGGUAUAAUUGCUAUUGGGUUCUUUAGAUUUGGCCGUCUUGUCAUCUGGGCAACAUUCGAUUUGCAAGAUUUUGACAUAGGUGGUUGAUUCGGUGGCAAAGAUUUAAAUUUUUAGUUGACGGGCUUCUGAUUAUUGGAUCUUUGUGCUCUGUUUCUUGGAAAAGAUAUUGGCUUUGAUUUGAAUCACCUUCUGGAUGUAUGGUGGUUGUGUUUGAAUUGUGAAGGCGUUGGUUUUUGUUCUUAUUCUUGUCACGUAUUUGAUGUAUCUUGUUUUUACUGAAGAGGAGGAUUGGCUUGUGAACAUAGAGUGUGUUCUCAGGCCAUUGGUUCUGCCUAUUGAGCAGAAAGUCUUCAGCUUCUCUAUCCCAAGAGAUAGAUGGGAUAAGGAGUUUUACCAAUUACAGGGUGGAUAAGGAGUUUCUGUUGCAUAUUGGGAAAAAGAGCAAAAGGUGAAGUUUUGACAAUUGAAUUGGAGAGCAGAAGGAUUUGAGAACAUGGGUUCUUCACAAGGAUCUACCCUGUCAUCAAAUGCGACUGGAUUUGCAGAUGGAUCUUCUGCUCAUACAGAUGUCAAGUAUAUUGACACUGUUCCUGUAUAUGUUAAGGAGUUGAUUGCCGGAGGUGCUGCUGGUGCGUUUGCUAAAACCGCAGUUGCUCCGCUAGAACGAAUUAAAAUACUUCUGCAGACCAGGACAGACUUUCAUUCUGUAGGAAUCUAUCACUCGCUGAAGAAGAUACUUAAGCAUGAAGGUGCAGCAGGAUUUUAUAAAGGAAAUGGAGCUAGCGUGAUACGUAUUGUUCCGUAUGCAGCAUUACAUUUCAUGACCUAUGAGCGAUACCGUCUGUGGAUUUUGGAUAACUACUCUGCCUUGGGGACAGGGCCUGUUGUUGAUCUUUUAGCUGGUUCUGCUGCUGGUGGAACUGCAGUUUUAUGUACAUAUCCAUUAGAUUUGGCUCGCACCAAACUUGCUUACCAGAUUGUAGAAGCAAGAGGACCUGUCCUGCAUGGGACGACACAGUUCAAUGCCAGUCCAGCUUACAGCGGAAUUAGAAAUGUGAUGGAGAGCGUCUACAGAGAAGGGGGAGUACGUGCACUCUAUCGAGGCAUAGGUCCAACACUGAUUGGUAUUCUUCCAUAUGCUGGCCUGAAGUUUUAUGUUUACGAAGAACUAAAAAGCCACGUCCCUGAAGAACACCAGAAGUCCAUUUUGAUGCGACUAUCCUGUGGAGCUCUGGCAGGUUUAUUUGGACAGACUUUCACGUAUCCAUUAGAUGUUGUAAGAAGGCAGAUGCAGGUUGAGCAUCUGCAACCUUCGUCACAAGGUGGUGUGAGGUACAGAAGCACCUUGGACGGGCUCGGUUCCAUCGUCCGCAAUCAAGGUUGGAGGCAAUUGUUUGCCGGCCUAAGCAUUAACUAUAUUAAGAUUGUCCCAUCAGUUGCAAUUGGUUUCACGGCAUACGACAUGAUGAAGAGCUGGCUGCACAUUCCUCCACGGCAGAAAUCCAAAGCUACAUCUGCUGCAUAAGUUUGCAGUUGGAUUACCUGAUUCAGCUGUCAGUGUUCUGUGACAACAUAUUAGAAAAUUCUAAUACUUCUUAAAGCUUAAACUAAGGUGGAUAGUGUACCAAAUUCUGACAUGAAAUUUGUGUUAAGUAGAAGAGUCAGUAUGGCAUUUAUACCA